GUCGUUGAGAGUGUGCUUACUUCGAGACCACAACACCUCAAAGUCGGCAUCAUGGUGCUUCGCAAAGGUGCUCGACCUAGUGUCGCCGGUACCCCACAUCGUGACGAAAUGACCGCGGAUUUAAGAGAUAUCUCCACGAUAGCUUGGCUUUAACCCCGACAGCUUCGAAGGCUAAAUAAACUCACCCGCCCUGCUCUGAUAAAGCUCCGCGAAGCUCCCUCUCUUCUUUCUGUUACGACAGUACUCACCAUCAACUUUGAACUCCGAAGAAAGCACACAGCGACGACAAUGGCUGAACAAAAGAUGCAAUACGUCAACCUGGGUAAAUCCGGCCUGAAGGUCUCCAAGGUCAUCUUGGGCGCCAUGAGCUUCGGUAGCGAUAAGUGGCAGCCUUGGGUCUUGAACGAGGACGCCGCUCUGCCUAUUCUCGAGCACGCAUACAAGAACGGUAUCAACACAUGGGAUACAGCUGACAUCUACUCUCACGGCAUCUCCGAGAAGAUCAUCGCCAAAGCCAUCAAGCAAUACAACAUCCCACGCAACAAGCUCGUUCUCCUCUCGAAAUGCUACUUCGGUGUCAACGAAGAAGAUCCAUCCCUCAGUAUCGCAGCAGUCUCCAUCAACGAUGGCGAGACGGUGAACCAGGUUGGGUUGAGCCGCAAGCACAUCUUCGACGCUGUUGAGAAGAGCGUUGAGCGCCUCGGCACAUAUAUCGAUGUCCUACAGAUUCACCGUUUGGAUCGUGGCACACCGAGGGAAGAGAUUAUGAAGGCGCUGAAUGAUGUUGUUGAGAAGGGUUGGGUGAGGUACAUUGGUGCCAGCUCCAUGGCAGCAUGGGAGUUUCAGACACUGCAGAACAUUGCUGAGAAGAAUGGGUGGCACAAGUUUAUCAGUAUGCAGAACUACUACAACCUCAUCUAUCGCGAGGAAGAGCGGGAGAUGAUCCCAUACUGUCAAGACACCGGCGUCGGCCUAAUCCCCUGGUCCCCCAUCGCCCGCGGUGCCCUCACGCGUCCCUGGUCCAACCGCUCCUCGUCGCGUGCGCAAACCGACAGGUUCCUCGAGAGCCUCGUGCACGGGCGCGAAGAUAAGAUCGACCAAGAGAUUAUCAGCCGCGUCGAGGACGUUGCGAAAAAGAACAACGUCAGCAUGGCGUGUAUUGCGACAGCUUGGUGCAUCAAGAAGGGCGUUUGCCCGAUUAUUGGGCUGAGUAGUAAGGAGAGGGUGGAGGAGACAGUAAGGAAUUCGAAUUACCAGUUGAGUGAUGAGGAUACAAAGUAUUUGGAAGAGAGGUAUGCGCCGAAGGAGAGGCAGGGAUUCUAGGUUUGUGAAGAUGCUGGGCGGAGGCAUUGGUGGUCUGUCAGAGUGUUGACUGCUGUCUUGCAACCGCAGAUCAAGGAGAAUAGCACGAACGAAGAUUCAUGCAAUUGCACAC
Macroventuria anomochaeta is the source of this 1435-nucleotide messenger RNA. RefSeq names its product Aldo/keto reductase. The record is from RefSeq and is a predicted model, not a curated record. Bases 289 to 1323 code for a protein of 344 amino acids. Lineage: Eukaryota; Fungi; Ascomycota; Dothideomycetes; Pleosporales; Didymellaceae. The transcript has 5 exons.